GCCUGGCUAACAAUAGCCGGGGAUCGGCAAGUUUAGACCACUGUUAUUAAGACCAAGAGGGCGACAGAGCGGAGAGGAGCUGAGCCGAGAGGAGAGCAGAGUUUGCCGAAUACAUGAGACGGUGUGUCCCGGUGUCGGAAAUUAUCACCCAGCAUUCUGGAAUUUACAUUAGCCUCCAGACAAGUGGCUGAAGGUUGAAUCUGUCCCUCGGCCUUUCUGUGAGAGGAGUGACCCAGACACCACAGUGACAGGAGUGGCCGGCUGCAGCUUCGCAGAAGAUGUCUGAUAAUGGGGAGGUCGAGGACAAGCCCCCAGCUCCACCUAUGAGGAACACUAGCACCAUGAUUGGCUCCUCCAACAAGGACCCCGCCCCCCUCAACCACGGGUCCAAGCCCCUCCCACCAAACCCAGAGGACAAGAAGAAGAAAGAUCGCUCAAUCCGAUUCAUCCUGACCGGAGGAGGUGAUAAGACGUAUAAGAAAAAGGAGCGUCCGGAGAUUUCUCUGCCAUCUGAUUUUGAACACACCAUCCAUGUCGGCUUUGACGCUGUUACUGGGGAGUUUACUGGCAUGCCAGAGCAGUGGGCCCGGCUCCUGCAGACAUCCAACAUCACCAAACUGGAGCAGAAGAAGAAUCCUCAGGCCGUCCUCGAUGUUUUAAAGUUCUACGACUCUAAAGAAACGACCAACAGCCAGAAAUACAUGAGCUUCACAGAUAAAAACGCAGAUGCCUACAGCUCCUCCACCACAACGAUCGCCAAGGCUGUGUCUGAGACGCCCGCCAUAGCAACCGUAUCCGAGGAUGAGGACGAAGAUGAGGCUGAGCCGCCGCCGGUGAUUGCCCCACGACCAGAACACACCAAAUCAAUAUACACUCGCUCAGUGAUCGAGCCCCUCCCUCCUCCUCCCACCAAAGAUGCUGCGACCUCCCCCAUCUCCCCACCGACCGCUGCAGCGGCUGCCGUCACCCCCGCCCCCCCUUCGGAAGGAGCUCCCAGCAGCCCUCCCAGUGCAAGCCCCGCCCCCGGGCCCUCCUUGCCCCGCCCUCAGGACAAAACCAGGAAGAAGAAGAUGUCGGAUGAGGAGAUCCUGGAGAAAUUACGGACAAUUGUAAGUGUUGGAGACCCCAAGAAGAAAUAUACACGCUUUGAGAAGAUUGGACAGGGGGCGUCUGGGACGGUUUACACAGCUAUUGACAUCGCUACUGGACAGGAGGUUGCCAUUAAACAAAUGAACCUUCAGCAGCAGCCGAAGAAAGAACUGAUCAUCAACGAGAUUCUGGUGAUGAGGGAAAACAAGAACCCAAACAUCGUCAACUACCUGGAUAGUUACUUGGUGGGCGACGAGUUGUGGGUGGUGAUGGAGUACCUGGCUGGAGGUUCAUUGACUGACGUCGUCACGGAAACCUGCAUGGAUGAGGCCCAGAUAGCUGCUGUGUGCAGAGAGUGUCUGCAGGCGUUGGAGUUCCUCCACUCGAACCAGGUCAUCCAUCGAGACAUCAAGAGUGACAACAUCCUGCUGGGCAUGGACGGCUCCGUCAAACUCACUGACUUUGGGUUCUGUGCCCAGAUCACCCCAGAGCAGAGUAAACGCAGCACUAUGGUCGGGACCCCGUACUGGAUGGCUCCGGAGGUUGUGACCCGAAAAGCCUACGGUCCCAAAGUGGACAUCUGGUCCCUGGGCAUCAUGGCCAUAGAGAUGGUUGAGGGGGAGCCGCCUUACCUGAACGAAAAUCCACUCAGGGCGCUGUAUCUCAUAGCAACCAACGGGACACCAGAGCUCCAGAACCCGGAGAAACUGUCGACGAUAUUCAGAGACUUCCUGAACCGAUGUCUGGAGAUGGACGUGGAGAAGAGAGGCUCGGCUAAAGAGCUACUGCAGCAUCAGUUUCUGAAGAUGGCGAAGCCUCUCUCCAGUCUGACUCCUCUCAUUGUGGCUGCCAAGGAAGCCGCCAAGAACAACCGCUAGCUAGCCUUGCACUCAUCAUUUUGUCUGUCUAUCCCUCUUUCUCUCUCUACCAUCCCUCCUUCCUCUCUCUUCUCCUUUUCUUUGUCGGGAGAUGGCGAUGGCUGCUGGCUGGGUUACGUAACCAGUCCUUCUCUCCCGUCUUCUUCUUUUGUCUUUCGUAACCUGCACCAACUGCUCCUUCACCCUGUAACCUUUGAGCCCAAACUAGACCUCCCCAGUACCCCCCCCCCCCACCCCCACCCCCACCCCCACCCCCACCCCACCGCAUCCCCUGUUUCUCUCACAGGGAGACAGAAGGGCAGUUUCUUCCUGUAACUUCUUCUUUCGACACUCCGCUGGACUCAGACAAGAAGACGGGGGAAUAACUGAAUGACAUCAUCAGUUGAUCUGUGAUCAAGUGAUGUCAUUGCUGACAUCACCGCCCCCCCAACCGGUAUGAACAACCUGAUAUGGGAUAGAAAGGGUUUCAACAGAGCCCAAGGACUCAUGGGAGUUUUUUUUUUUAAAUCAGUGUUUGUUUGUUUUUUCUACCUUGUCUGUAAACCCCCCAAACACACACACACACAAACACACAUACACACACACACACACACACACACACAUACACACCAUAACAGCCAACCAGCACCCUCUGCUGCAGACUGUAGUGGUCGUGUGUGUGUGUGUCUGUGUGUGUGUGUGUGUGUGUGUGUGUGCGUCAGUCAGUCAUCUAUUUGUUUCAGUUGGACAUAUUUCAUCAUCUUCUAAAAGUGCAUUCGUUGAUUUUCAUUUGAUCAUGCAUUUUUUUAAAUCAACUUUUCUGUGCGUGUGUGUGUGCGUGUGUGUGUGUGUGUGUGUGUGUGUGUGUGUGUGUGUGUGUGUGUGUGUGUGUGUUUGUGUGUGUCACUGGGGGGAUGUUGGGAUAUUACUUAAGUUGAUUGUAGCGUUACCCUCUGUAGUUGUGGACACGAGGAGGGGAGGUGUGGUACUGUGUCGUGUCUGCAGUGUGAGCUGUGAGCUAGAGAAUAUUAAUAUUAAUUAUCCUGAGGAAACACUGGGUGCCCAGAGCUGAUGGACUGAGUUUGCACGUGAGAGGCUUUCGCCUUUAAAAAAAAAACAAAACAAAAAAAACAACCAUUUCGACUGGAUGAUGUCUUUCCACCAGAUCCACCCAAUCAGGUUUUAAAAGCAACAUUUUCUUCUGCUCUAGACGUUUAUACUUUCAUUAGGCUUUAGUGUGAAGUAAAGCAUUGACCGUUGCUGAUAUAAAGAGCGGAAAUUAAACUGGAAGUUCAAAACCUCAUUCAAAAUCCCACUGAUAUUUGUAAUUAUGCUAAACUCCAGCCUUUGUGGCUCGUUUCAUGUUAAGAUGAGGAUGGUAGCUUUUUGAAAAAUUUUGUAAUUUUGUUGUUUACUCAAUAUUUAUGUUUUUUAGCAGUCUUUAACAAACACUAUUUCUCAGUAGCCUGAAGUUUUAGUCUCUAAAAGCUUAAAAUCCAACACUUGAAGAGAGCGCUGGUGAGAUUUAUGGAUGUUAUAACAUGAGUACCUGUGUACUCUUUUUUUUUUUUUCCUUUUUUCAUCUGCCCUCACAAAGUCAUUGUAGUUUUAAGAUUUGCAUUUCUUCUAACAGCUGCUGUAGUGGAGCCAAUUCGUCUUAGAAUAUGGAAAGUUAACUCCAGGAGCACGUUUCAUCUUUACAGACAGACAGACAGAUGAAAGACAUGCUGAAUGACAGAUGGCACACCGAGUUAAAGAAGCCACAGGAACAGAGGCUAAUGACCCAGCCAUGAUGUCAGGCUCUCAGCUGGAGCAGCGUUUCCCAGUGUACGGAGGCCUGCAGGGCUCAAAAUCACACUCAGGUUUACUCAAGAGUUUUUCUUAUCGCUGUCAGAGAAGCUGGAUGCUGAUAGAGGAGAGGUCUGAUAAAAGCACAGACAGUGAAGAGAGGCAGCUGUUGUUUUUUUUUUAAAUUACAAAUGAAUAUUCUUUAUUUAAGCAUAAUCAACCCAUGUAGCAUUGCACUCCUACACUAUUGUCUGACUCAGAAACAAUGAUUAUCAAUGCAGCAGAUCUAUUUUAUUCCACGUAUUUGACUUCGUUGUCAGAACAAAUUAAUCACAGUAAACAUGAAGGUGUUGAAACUGAAACUGACAAAAGACCGCUGUGACUUCCAGCUGUCAACAGCUGGAAGUGAGCUUUAGCUUGAAACACUUAAAAGCUAAUAUGGUGUGAAAAAGUUGGAUUUUAACAGUGAAAUCUCCUAUUUUCUACUUGUACACAUUCAAAAUCAGCUCAGUAUAGUCAGAAUCAGAAAUCUAAACAUCUAAGUGUACACACAAACAACUUUACUGUGAUGUGACCAAGAAAAACAAGUUGUUAAGCCAUGGUCCAUAACAACCCCCCCCGCCAAACUCACUCCAUCUGCAGCUCUGGGACUUCACUGUCUGCAGGCGCGAUGCGAAGACUGUGAGGGAGAGAAUGUGCAUGUCAACAAGCUUUUUGUAAACGGUACGUUAAAGAUAGAGAAAAAAAAAAAGUGAAAUGAGUUGUGAUAAUGUUGAAACAUGUAGUGACGAUACAUGAAGGAUGCUUGUGUACAAUAGGAAAGAUUAUAUGUCAAUCCUAUUUUCAGAAGAAUGAGACGAAUAAAUUCUACGAUGGUACAACAUGUUUGUUUCUGCCUGGAGGACUGUCACAUCCCAGGAACCCUCUGAACGUAAGCUGUAUAUUUUACAUGCGAAACACAAAAAAGAAAAAAAAAACUGCAUUGAUGACAAAAAACAACAACAACAAUCUGUUUCAACUUUUGUUUACGGACUGAGUUUUCUUUUUUAGAACUGAUCAGUGUCAGAUAAUGACUUCACCACCUGUUCUUGAUCGAGUAUUUGUUUUGGAUCUAUUUCUGCUGAAUCAAAGGAACAGAGUUUUUCUUGUCCUGUAACUGAUGGGUCACAGGUUCAAAUCCUGCAAGAGCCAAAGUUUCCAUCAACAGCCACGGUUAAUUGCUCUGCAUCCGAGUGUCGGAUGAGAAACACACCUGCAAUGUAAAUACCCAAAAUCAAUCUCCAAGCUCUCACUUUGAUUUCUGUUCUUAGCUGUUGUUGUUUUUUUUUUUAUGUAGUGUUAAUGUACCUCUGGCCUUAAACUGUUUCAAAGGUGCAGGACUACUUUAAUAACAGUCUGACGGCAACAACACACCGGCAACAUUUUGAGGCAGCAGUGAAUUAUCUAAAUUUAUGGCUCCAACUAAUGAUUAUUGUGAUUGUCUGAAUCUGCUGAUUAUUUUCUUUGUCAAUUGAUUCAUCUUAACGUUUCUGAAAUAUCAAAAAUAGUGAAACUGUUCAUCACAAUUUCCUGCAUUGUGUAACCAACAAUUCAAGCUCAAAGAUAUUCACUUCACAGUCAUAGUCCUUGCAAUGAAAACACUUUGAUUAUUGAUUAUCAAUCAACUAAUCGUUGCAGUGCUGCACCAAGAUCAGCACGUUUCUCGGUCAUCAUAACUGCGGUCACAGAUUUGAACUCAGCCAGUGUGAGCAGUGACUGCUGAAGUGUCUUUGAGCACAGGGCUGUUUGCACCGGCUGCAGCACAGAGAACAAAAGCUGUGAAGAUGAUAAACGUCUCAAACCUGCCUGAGACUGUUGCCACUGUGUGUGUUUUUGUGUCCUGGUCUGAACCUCCAGCACAGAGCUGAACUGGACUUGAAGGACUAUCCUCUAGUUUUCCAGUUUGUUUUCUCUCAGUUUGCUCUGUGGCAGAGUUGUCUGAAAACCAGGUGAAUUCUGUAAGUAGUUUAGAGUUUUGCUUUCAAUAAACACUCUUCAAAAUAGAAAGCAACAUUAAACAAUUUUAUCGAGUAUUCUCAAGAGCUGUCUGUCAGUGGGGGGAAAAAAAACAAAAAAAAAAAACGCAGGAAUGAUCCUUUAACAAUCCUUUAAAAAGGGCUAUUUGUAAGUUUUCUCUGCCGCUGAACAUGGCUGAACUUGCCAGGAGUGGACGGUGGUGUAUGGAAGCCGAGAAAGGCCAUACUUGCAAAUCAUUUUUUAUCCUGUUAACUCGAGAAAACAAAGCUCUGUUAUCUCGAGAUAACGGGAUAAUAAAAACAAUUGCGAGUAUGGCCUUUCUCUGCUUCCGUUAUGGCGCCAUACAAGAGGUUAUAAUUCACCUGAAGCAGCGCUACGUCUUCAGGGCAGACUGGACUGGGGCUAGCUGAUAGCAUGCUAACUUUAGUAGAAGAAAAGCAGUGAUAGAAAUUGAAGUAAAUCGAGAGUCAACAUUGGCAUUGCUUCCCACUCUUGCUUCCUGCUCUCGGUGAGUAAAGGAAUGACACUUGAUGCUGAACUCGUAACAUUUCUUCUCGAGUGGUAAGUAAACAGCUGUUAAUGCUAACGUUGGCUAUAUAGCAAUCGCAAAACUUACAAAUAGCUCCUUUAAACAUUGGUAAAAGUUUACUUUCACCAUGCAGUGGCACUUUGAUGGUGUCAUAUCAAUGUGACAAUGAAAACAUUGGCUACCCACCAAGAUGUGUGUUGAUGCGAUGGAUCGUACCCAACUGUAUGAUUAACACUUCAGAUUGACGAGACUGCUGCAGUGUUCCAGAUGAGUGUCACUAUGUUAUAAAUGUUGGAUAAAAUGUUAAAUAAGGUACUACAACUUUUAGCUACUCUAAAAUAACCCUAACCCCACCUGCAUGGCACUCAGAGAAGACAGCAGCUCCACUGAUGUGUUCCUCUUAUCUGAUGUUCUUCUGUCGACCUCUGAUAGGUUUUUGUUGGUGUAUUUCAAAUACUAAGAAUAAUUACUGGAUGGAGCCAUUUGUUUUUUUAAAUUCCACAAGCCUGAAAAUUUAACAAAAAUAUGCAGCAUCUUAUUGUCAGGUACUUCACCUUUCUUCAACCCAUCUGAAAGACUCUCAGAGACUACCACUUGUACAAAGCAACAUCCAUGCGCCCCCUGCAGUCACAGGUUAUGGUGGUCGCAGCGUGCGGUGCAACACCGGCUUUAUUGUAAACUCAAAGUGGUCUCGGUCCUGAUCGCUUCACACAGUCCGACUACAACUUUGUCAAAGCUGGGAACUCACAUCCUCAUGACCUAACACCACCACAGGUACUGGAUUAAAGAAAGACCAUCUUUGGUAUGAAGUUAUCUAAGGCGUUAACUAGUUUAGAACUAGUAAGUUUACUUUAUGUUACAGCAGCUCACGCUCUUGAUGCUUCAGUGGUGAAAAGUUGGUAAAGCAGUGAUGCCUGUUAGUAAAAAUGAUCACACUAAACCUGAGGACCUUUGCUGUGUUGGGCUGGAAGUUGAUUCAUAAAUUCAUAAGGAAAAUACAACUUUUCACCAAACUACAUAAUAUGAAAUAUGUUAUUGAUGAUAUCGUUUGGAUCCAUAAUUUGCAUUCACAUAAUGACGUGUCAAGAUUCGUUGUACAAAUAGCAGUCAGCCAUCCUCAGAAUACCGAUAAUGGGAGUGCCACUGCAGUUUAUACAAGACUGGAUUUUGAAUUGUUUCCCUGUGCAAAACUCAGCAUCAGUUUCCUUUGCCUUUAGCUACACACGAGAGCUCUGCUUCACCUGCAAAGUGUCAGUCAAAGAGACACAAAACAACAUGUGUGUAGAUGUUUUGUGUCUCUUUUAGUCUGGGUGUCUCUGCCCCUGUGUUGGGGGGCGGGGGCCUUUUAUGUGUCUGUGCCCAGGGAACCGUCCAUGAUCGUCCAAUGUGACCAUUUUAUACCUGCCAAGAUAAACUACCAUUCCCAAAUAAAGAUCACAACAACAAUGUGAUGAUCGUCUCAUUCAGCCUCUUUAGGAAACUGCUGCUGACUUGAUGAUGUGUUACAGAUACACUGCUGCACCUUUGGUAAACAUAAUGAUUUUACUGUGUGAAGUGACCAUCGCGUAGCAGCGGAAAGGAGGAUUCAGACUUGGUACAGUCCAAAGGGGCCUGGUUCAGUCCAGGAUGAGACGGUCAAAUGACGUCUCCACUCCACAUUGUAUCAGAGCCAUAAUUUCUGUUUAUAAGUCAUUUUGAUUAUUUGAAACAACUCUGAAAAAUGAAAGAAUAAAUCUGUACAAAAACUGAAA
Molecule: messenger RNA, 8030 nt
Organism: Seriola aureovittata
Lineage: Eukaryota; Metazoa; Chordata; Actinopteri; Carangiformes; Carangidae
Gene: pak1
Product: p21 protein (Cdc42/Rac)-activated kinase 1
Exons: 16
Coding region: 279-1967 (562 amino acids)
Biological process (GO): regulation of actin cytoskeleton organization; protein phosphorylation; intracellular signal transduction
Cellular component (GO): cytoplasm
Molecular function (GO): protein serine/threonine kinase activity; ATP binding
Source: RefSeq, a predicted model, not a curated record